ACCUAGAGGCUCAGACAAGGAUUCUGAGAUAGGGCCUCCACCAUGGUCUCUCGGCAAGCCCAAGAUGAGUGCAAUCCCCUUUUAAAGCAGAAGGACGCUCUCAGUGGGCCGGCCCCAUCACCCUUUGAGGGCAGAAAGGCUGCCUGUCUGGCGGUGCUACUGGUGGAGAUCCUGGAGCGAGCAGCUUUCUUUGGUAUUGUCUCCAACCUUGUCUUGUACCUCAACAGCAGCACCUUUAACUGGGGUGGCUCUCAGGCUUCUCAGGCAGCUUUGAUCUUCAUAGGCGCCUCCUACCUGCUCUCCCCCAUCGGGGGCUGGCUGGCAGAUGCUUACCUAGGCUGCUACUGGACUAUUGUGUUCAGCUUCCUGCUCUACCUUCUCUCAGCAUGCCUGUUGCCCACCCUGGCCUCACAGGAGGGGCGCCUCUGGUUGUGUGGAGAGAUGCCAGCAUACCCACUACAGCCCUCGUGCCAAGGUCAUAUCUCAGGGUGUGAGCAAGAGCUGCCAAGUCCAUACUGUGCACCUCUCCUGUAUACCGGUCUACUGAUCCUGGCCCUUGGCAUCAGCUCCGUCAAAGCCAACCUCACUCCAUUUGGUGCCGAUCAGGUGACUGACCUUGGCCGGGAUGCUACCCGGCGUUUCUUCAACUGGUUUUACUGGAGCAUUAACAUUGGGGCUGUGCUUUCACUGCUGGUGAUUGCCUUCAUCCAACAGAAUGUGGGCUUCCUGAUUGGCUACGCCAUUCCUGCUGUCUGCCUGGCCCUGGCCCUUGUAAUCUUCCUCCUGGCUGCCCCCAUCUUUGUCACAAAGCCCGCUGCUGGCAGUCAAGUCCCCACCAUGUUCCAUUUGGCUUUCCAGAACAGCUGUUGUGGCAAAGCGCUACAGAAGGUGACCACAAAAAUCAGGGCAAGCAAUCCCCUGUUAGAAGACGAAGGGCCCAAUCCCCUUUCAGGGGGAAGGAACCAGCCUACAGGGUUGUCACAUGAACACACCUCCAACCUCCAAGUGAUGGCAAAGAUCCUGCCAGUUCUGCUCACUCUCAUCCCAUACUGGAUGGUUUACUUCCAGAUGCAGUCAACCUACUAUCUGCAGGGCCUCCAUCUCUCCAUCCCCAACAUCUUUCACAAUAAUCAUAUGAACAACAGUGCAUUCUCCGCAGCCAUAGAUACUGGCUAUACGCUCCCAGGUGCCUGGCUCCUUUUAGCCAAUAUAGUGGUUCUGCUGAUCCUCAUUCCAUUGAUGGACCGGGUGGUAGACCCAUUCCUAGCAAAGAAGCAGCUGCUGCCAUCAGCAUUGAGGAGGAUGGCUCUAGGCAUGUUCUUUGGCCUUGGCUCGGUCCUGUUAGCAGGCUUUCUGGAGACUAAGCGGCUGCAAUAUGUGAACAACAAUCACACAAUCACACAACAAAUUGGGAAAGAUGAAUACUUUGCAGCCCCACUCUCCAUCUUCUGGCAAAUUCCUCAGUAUUUACUCAUUGGAAUCAGUGAAAUCUUUGCCAGCAUUCCAGGGCUGGAGUUUGCCUAUUCUGAAGCUCCCAGAUCCAUGCAAGGAGCGAUCAUGGGUCUUUUCUUCUUCAUAUCUGGAGUUGGAUCCCUUUUAGGAUCUGGCCUCCUGACUUUACUCUCCCUGCCAGCCACUGGUUGGAUGCACUGCCCAGAAGAUUUCGGAAACAUCAACAAAUGUCGGAUGGAUUACUAUUUCUUCCUCCUAGGUGGGAUUCAGGCAGUAACGUGUAUCCUCUUUAUCUGGAUCUCCAUCCACUAUGAGCGUCAACAGCGAUCCCCCAGCUGAGAGAACAACUGAUAGUAUUUUUCAGGUCUGCAAGAAGGCACCUGUGCACUCGAGUUCUCAACAUGCUGUUCAGUGCCAUGGCUGUUGCAGAGAGUUAACUGAUUCAAAUGUUGUGGAGGCUAUAUUAAAACAUUAGAGGAAGUAAUCCAGAAGACUACCAACCAUGGCAGCUAAUCAGGAUACUAAGAACUACAGCUUCUUAUCUGAGGUGUUAUUAACAUUUUCCAGACACUGAAUGUGAAUAAUGGAGUUAUGGGGAGUUUGAAGCUAACAUUACCCUAGGGUAUUAGGUACUUAUGUAAAUUAAAUAGAUCAUCCCUAAUCCAGCAAAACUGGCCCUGUCCCUGUCCCUCUUAGUAUUUACAAUCCCCUUUGAGCUGAACCAUCUUCUGAGGAGGCAAAAUUAAAUCCUCAAAAAAAGGAGAAUGUCAUGCAUACUGUACAUACCUGCAUAUAGACAUACA
This is a messenger RNA of Candoia aspera, 2255 nucleotides long. It is a transcript of the gene SLC15A3, whose product is annotated as solute carrier family 15 member 3. The coding region runs from base 43 to 1791 and encodes 582 amino acids. Gene Ontology annotation, molecular function: dipeptide transmembrane transporter activity. Gene Ontology annotation, cellular component: lysosomal membrane. The record is from RefSeq and is a predicted model, not a curated record. The transcript has 8 exons. Gene Ontology annotation, biological process: dipeptide import across plasma membrane. Lineage: Eukaryota; Metazoa; Chordata; Lepidosauria; Squamata; Candoiidae.